Messenger RNA from Conger conger (European conger), 1294 nucleotides. Its product is annotated as E3 ubiquitin/ISG15 ligase TRIM25-like. Bases 37 to 1221 code for a protein of 394 amino acids. Gene Ontology annotation, molecular function: zinc ion binding. The record is from RefSeq and is a predicted model, not a curated record. The transcript has 6 exons. Lineage: Eukaryota; Metazoa; Chordata; Actinopteri; Anguilliformes; Congridae.
AGAAACUAGUCUGUCUGUGUCAGUGUGAGCAGUGAAAUGGCUGAAGGUGGAGGUUUACUGGAUCAGGACCAGUUCAGCUGUGCGAUCUGUCUGGAUCUACUGAAGGAUCCGGUGACUAUUCCCUGUGGACACAGUUACUGUAUGGGCUGUAUUAAUGGCUGCUGGGAUCAGGAUGAUCAUACUGGUGUCUACAGCUGCCCCCAGUGCAGGGAGACCUUCACCCCAAGGCCUGUUUUAAGAAAAAACACCAUGCUGGCUGAAGUGGUGGAGAAACUGAAGAAGACAGGACUCCAAGCUGCUCCUCCUGCUCACUGUUGCGCUGGACCUGGAGACGUGGCAUGUGAUUUCUGCACUGGGAGAAAGCACAAAGCUGUCAAGUCCUGUCUGGUGUGUCUGGCCUCUUACUGUGAAACUCACCUCCAGCCUCACUAUGAAUCUCCUGCCUUUAAGAAGCACAAACUGGUCAAAGCCACUGAAAACCUGCAGGAGAAUAUCUGCUCUCAUCAUGACGAACCGCUGAAGAUUUACUGUCGUACCGAUCAGCAGUGUAUCUGUUAUCUGUGUACAAUGGAUGAACACAGAGGCCAUGAUACAGUCUCAGCUGCAGCAGAAAGGACUGAGAAACAGAAGCAGUUGACACAGAGUAAAUUCCAGCAGAGAAUCCAAGAGAGAGAGAAGGAGCUGCAGGAUCUGAGACAGGCUGUGCAGUCACUCAAGCACUCUGCACAGGCAGCAGUGGAGGACAGUGAGAGGAUCUUUACUGAGAUGAUCUGCUCCAUUGAGAGAAGGUGCUCUGAGGUGAAAGAGCUGAUCAGAGAUCAGGAGAAGGCUGAAGUGAGUUGGGCUGAAGGACUCCUGGAGCGACUGGAGCAGGAGAUUGCUGAGCUAAGGAGGAGAGACGCUGAGCUGGAGCAGCUUUCACACACAGAGGAUCACAUCCAUUUCCUCAAGAGCUGUCAGUCUCUCUGUGCCCCUCCUGGACCUGAAGACUUACCCAGCAUCACUGUCAGUCCACGUGUCCUUUUUGAGGCUGUGACGAAAUCUGUCUCUGAGCUGAAAGAGCGACUGGAAGAUGUUUUCAAGGCGGAGUUUGUCAAAGUUUCUGGAAAAGUGGGAAGAGUCCAUAUUGUUGGCCCUGAAGAGCCCAAGACCAGAGAGGACUUCUUACAAUCGAUACCACACUCACGCCAUCACCCAGUGCAAGGAACCUCAGCGUGGUGAUGGACAACAGACUGUCGCUUUCCAAGAACAUUGCGGCGGUGACCCGGUCUUGCAGGUUCUUCCUAUACAACAU